Nymphaea colorata (pocket water lily) is the source of this 507-nucleotide messenger RNA. RefSeq names its product shaggy-related protein kinase beta. The record is from RefSeq and is a predicted model, not a curated record. The transcript has a single exon. Gene Ontology annotation, biological process: signal transduction; protein phosphorylation. Gene Ontology annotation, cellular component: cytoplasm. Lineage: Eukaryota; Viridiplantae; Streptophyta; Magnoliopsida; Nymphaeales; Nymphaeaceae. Gene Ontology annotation, molecular function: ATP binding; protein serine/threonine/tyrosine kinase activity; protein serine/threonine kinase activity. Bases 1 to 507 code for a protein of 168 amino acids.
AUGCACUCUCUUCAUCCUGAUGGAGCACAUGGAUACCAGUCUUUACAACCUCAUGAAGGAAUGCCGGAAGAAGAAGCGAGCAAUCACCCAACAGCAACGCAAGAUCUUCGCCUUCCAGCUCGUGAAAGCUCUCGCCUACCUAGAAGUAGCUCGCCUCUAAAACAGAUCAACAAUGUCUGCCACAGGGACCUCAAACCGCCCAACAUUCUCAUCAAUAAUGAAACCUUCGAAGUGAAGAUUUGCGACUUUGGCUCAGCCAAAAUUAUCGAAAACAAAGAGAAUAAUGUCUCAUACAUAUGCUCGCGCUACUACAGAGCGCCGGAACUCAUCCUCAACUCCACCUCGUACGGCUGCGAAAUAGACAUGUGGUCAGCCGGCUGCAUUAUCGUCGAACUCAUGACCCUCGAACCGGUCUUCCCCGGCGAUAGCUCUAUCGAGCAACUGAUCGAGAUCAUUAAGAUCUUGGGCACUCCCACCCGCGAGCAGCUGCUGGCCUUCUCCGAGUAA